Molecule: messenger RNA, 1341 nt
Organism: Danaus chrysippus (African queen)
Lineage: Eukaryota; Metazoa; Arthropoda; Insecta; Lepidoptera; Nymphalidae
Source: the annotation of a GenBank genome assembly
AUGGCUAAAAAAUUAGAUCCAUGUAGGCUACGUAACUUUUAUGCACCCGUUCAUAUUACAACUUUGUCCAAUGGUUUGAGAGUGGUCACUGAAGAGAGCAAUUCUCCGUUAUUUUGUACAUCGCUUUUUACUAAAACAGGACCGAGAUUUGAAACUGAAAAUAAUAAUGGUUUAGCAUACUUCGUAGAACAUUUGGCUUAUCAAGGCUUUACUUCAAUGAACAGUUAUGCUUUACAAGAUGUAAUUAGAAGAGGGGGAACAAAAAUGUCUGCUUUUACCGCAAGAGAUCAUCAAGUUUUUUCUGCUGUUGGAUUAAAGGAAAGUCUAAAACUGAAUAUAAGUUUGCUAGCUCAAAUCAUUUGUCAAAUAGACUUAACUGAAACUAUGAUAGAAUCACAAAAACAAAAAAUGUGUUUUGAAGCGAUUGAAAAUGACAAUAACAGUAGAAUGGUAAUGUUUGAUUACUUACACCAGACUGCAUUUCAAGGGACUCCUUUGGCUCAAACUGUUAUGGGUCUUUCUAGCAAUUUUUGUAGAUUUGAUAUACGUGAUAUAUGCUCUUAUUUUUAUCAUAAUUAUCGACCACAUCGGAUGCUUUUAGCUACUUCUGGUGGUGUUUCACAUGGUGCUGUUGUUGAAUAUGCUGAAAAUUACUUUAGUGUCGUAAAAGAAAGUGACACUAAAGUUAUAAAUUAUGGACCAAAGCGUUAUACCGGAUCUUCAAUUGUAUAUCGCAAUGAUGCGUUGCCCGUUGCUCAUGUUGCUAUUGCAGUUGAAGCUCCUGGAUAUAACAGCCCUGAAUAUUUACCACUUUUACUGGCCACUUGUCUAAAUGAUUCCUGGGAGAGAACACAAGGCGGGUCAGACCGUCAUGGUUCAUUUUUAGCUCGUGCCUCAUCAACUUCAAGUUUGUGUGAGAAAUUUGAAUCAUUUUAUAUAGCGUACCACGAUGUCGGCUUGUGGGGUGUUUAUUUUGUAGGAACGAACGAUUUGGAUGACAUGGUUUAUAAUAUACAAAAGGAUUGGAUGAAUACAUGUACUUCUAUUCAGAAGACGGAUCUCGAGAGAGCGUCUCAAGUUCUGAAAAUGAAAUUAGCGAAAAAUAUCGAAGGUGUUGUGAAAUCUUCUUAUGAUAUUGGUUUGCAAAUGAUGUAUACAUCUAGCCGAAGAAGUCUUAGUGAAAUUUAUCAAGAUUUAUCAUCGAUUACAGUUGAAAGAUUAAGAGACGUUACUUUUAAAUAUUUAUAUGACAAAUGUCCAGUAGUUGCAGCUGUUGGACCCAUAGAAACUCUUCCAGACUAUAAUGGAAUCAGAUCUGGAAUGUACUGGUUAAGGUUAUGA